Molecule: messenger RNA, 4222 nt
Organism: Carassius auratus (goldfish)
Lineage: Eukaryota; Metazoa; Chordata; Actinopteri; Cypriniformes; Cyprinidae
Exons: 16
Coding region: 746-3538 (930 amino acids)
Source: RefSeq, a predicted model, not a curated record
CAGUCUCAUAUAAAAACGUACCCUGACUACGUUGGUCCAAAGUGCAAAACGUAGAGGGGUUACAAUAAUGGCCCUUGAAUUGUAUGACUGUUACGUUUUUUUGCCAAUUCUUUUCCUAUUGUUUAGCGUCCAAGUCACGUGACUUUCAAGAUUCCGACCGUGAGAACAAAAAAACAUGGCGGACAUUUCUCUCAUUUUUAGUGAAAAAAAUCAAUAUUUUGAGUUAGUCUCUGCAUAAAAAUAAGUUUUGAUUACAUUUCUAGCGAGAAAUAUAUAUUUUAUUUUCAGAAUAUUCACUCAGUGGAUGUACAUAAUCACUCGCUUGUUCGUUGUUGCGAAGAUUUUUCUGAUUUCGCCAGAAUAACGUGAAACUGCAACGUUUUGGUUGCUAUGGACGCUGCUUAUCGCCUAGCAUAGCUGUGGCCCCAGAUUCCACAUACUCUUCCUUGCGAUUUCGCUCCGUCUGACAGACCAAACCCCUGCCCACUAUAUGCGUUUCGUCUGAGGUUGAUUUGCUGAACAACACAUUAAUCCGUGGCAGCGGGAGAAAUUAAUGUUGACAAAGUGACGAGUUACGAUCAGUCCGCUGUUUUUAAUUUUGACAUCUACCGGAACACCGGAACCUCCGUGCAUUUUUUUAUGGUUAUUAUUGUCCUCUGACAUGGUUUUAAUAUUGUUGUUCAUAUUUUCCUUCUCAUUUUAAUGUUUCUCUUUGUAUUUUUUUUUUUUUUUUUUUUUUUUUUUGAUGUAUGGCAUAAUAAAAAUAAUAAAAAAUAAUAACCUCCGUGCAUUUGUGUGGUGCGAUCUCAUUGGUGGGUGUUGGGUGUUGACGCGUCAAGGCCCCACGAAGAAGAAGAAGAAGAAGAAGAAGAAGAAGAAGAAGAAGAAGAAGAAGACGAAGAAUACGAGGGAAAAUAAGCAGGGAAAGUUAGACAAGGAGGAAAAAGAAGCGUGGAAAAUUAACUUGACCAAGCUGAAAAUGAAUCACCUUGACCCCGAAGAUGCCAUAUUCCUGGUUGAUGCAUUCCUGGAUGAGUGCAAGGUGGAUCAGCAUGGACAAACUAAAGGAGGUUCAAAACAAUCCACAAAGUUGUGUGUUUGGCCUGAUGAGGACAAAGAUGGUCAACCUCUGCCAAAAAGAUGUAGAGCUGGAGAGAAACGAAAGCGAGAUUCAGCUACUGUUUCUUCAGCAAGCGUUAAAAGCGUGUCCUGUGCUCCGUCUACCAGCACAACUGAAGACACAGUGAUCAUCGAAAAUUUUGACUCCCUCAUUCAAGAUGUCCGAGAACUCUUGGGAAGUGGUGAUGAACAGUCUUUCCCCUCAGAGUGGAGUAACAGGCAAACUACCUCUCUGGAGAAUUGGACAGUAAUGAGGCCCUUCAUGGUGAACAAUAUGUUGUCAUCUGAGAAGCCCAAGGAGGGGGUUUGCCAUCACUGUGGACACAAGGCUGCAGUAGUGAUGUGUAGGGACUGUUUACCACGAUCACUCUACUGCACAGCCUGUGACCUUUCCACACAUGAGGCCCUGGUGCUUCAUAACAGAGCAUCCAUGGUGGAGGGGUUCUUCAGACAACUGCAGCCAUCCACUUUUGUUCAGCAGCACGAGGGAGGGAAAUUCUCCUAUCAUGAAAAAGAUUGCAUGUUACCAAUCGUUCCUCCCUGCUGCGACUGCUCCACUGGGCAAACAAGCUUUUCCAAGGGAAAGCCAGUUAUUUUAAUUGGAAUGAAUGGAAGAUACAACCUCUUCCUUCCAUCAGUAAACUGCUCUUGUGGAAAAACCUUGCCAGUGACCAUAAGUGAUCUGGUUGAAAGUGGUUACUGGCCAGCCACUGUCAAUUUUGAGACCUUGUACAUGGUGGACUUGUUCACCACGUAUGAGGAUCUAAAAAUCACUGCCCCAGGGAUGUCCAGACAAGCUUUUGUCAGCAUGCUUGAGUGUCGUACAAAACUCUUCGGGCGAAGUGGUAAGAUUUGUGGGGACACAAUGCAGAGGGCCUUCCUCGAAUGGGCCUAUGCCAAAUUUGAGGUUGACAAGCUGUCUCAGGUCCAGCAUUUUCAGUGCCCUGCAUGCACACCAUCCAUGUUGGCAGUUGCAGUGGAUGGGAACCGCAAAUUAUAUCGUUUCAAAAGCCAACCAGGACCUGAUGGGUUUUUUGAUGGAGUCUUUUUGGCCAAUGAUGCUGAUGUGUCCUCCUUUGUUGAUUACAUCCAUGAAACAACUGGACAUAAUCCAGGGAAAGGGAGAUGUGGUGCGGGUCAGUGGACCGCAGCACGAGAGUCUGCCAACAAGUCUGGAAGCAAACUAGACGAGGAAGGUGUUGAAGUUGCUGUCUGCCGUCAUGGGGUUUUGCUCAAGGGACUGAAUAUGUUCCGUGGAGAAAUAUUUGCAUACCCAUUAUAUCUCCAGAAACAGCUAGCUUCACAGACCGUCCAGUUUUUUUGCUCUGAUGUGGUCUGCAAAUAUUGGCCAUAUCUGCAGAAAGUUGUGGGCCACUGUCCAGAGUUGGAGGACUUGCUGAACAUGCGCCCAUUUCUCUCCAUCAUGCAUGCAAAAGCACAUUCAUGGAUGUGUGAGUUAAAAUGGGGGGGACGCAAUCAAGAAGGAGCUGGAACAACAAUCGGGGAGGAGGUUGAACAAGUUAACAGCUUCCUCUCUCGAGCAGCCAUAUGUUCCAAGUACAUGUCAAAAGCCGUUCGCACAGACAUGCUAACUAUCCAGGCAAGUGGCUGGAACAAGCGAAAGGCAGAAAACCUUGACCGGACACUGGCCAAAAGAUACAUCAAGACUGUACAAAGGAUUGCAGAGGCAACAAAGGACCUGGAGAAACUCACAACUGAGUUAUCUCUACAGCAAGACACAGUCCAGCAGUGGGUGUCUGAUGUGCAGCAGUGGACCUCAGGAGCAACAAUCCAAAAUGACCUGCAGAGGACCAUCGAGGGGCUAUAUUUGGGCAUCAAACAGCGAAAAUUUCAGCUGUAUCGUCAGUCUGGUGGGAACAAGCGAAGGCAUCAACUGAGAAGAAAGAUUGCUGUUGAGAAGAAAGCCUUGGAAGUUGCCAUCAAUGACCACAAUGCUACUGUGGGGGAAGUUGAAAAACUGCCUCCUCCCAAUGAACUCCUGGCUGUGGACAACUACUCCUGGCCAUGGGAAUGUCAUGGUGAUAUGGAGCGAAAAAAAAAUGUUUUUGACAAGGUAAUGCUGCUGGCUAGACUAAAAGAAGAAGAAUUUAUUGUGGUUCGCGAAGUCAAGCAGCACAUGGAGUACAUGAGGAGUGUUGCUGGACUGAUCGAAGAGUUUACCUUUCAGCUGACUGAAGACACCACUGGGAAAUGCAGUACAGAGGGCUUAAUGGAGAAAGGACGUGAAGGACUACUCUGUGUGCUGAAGAGAAGAUUGCGUGAAGUUGAAGCACAACUGGCUAAAGCACGCACAACAUACAAAUGUAUUCUUGGACUGCAAACAUUGCCCUUAGAUGACUUUUCUGAAGAGGAAGACUCAGAGAAUACUUCCUCAACUGAUGAGGAACUGGGAGAGUAGUUAUUAGGGAGAUGAUGUGUUUACAUUGUGUUGAACCCAAACGUCAGUGCUGUAAUAACUUGUAUGUGAAACCUGAGGUUAUUUUACUGCUGUUGUAAUAUUUCUUUGUGUUUAGAGCAUGUACUGCAAAUUCCUCUGAUACUGUAAAAACCCAUAAUGUUAGCCCAUUAGUCCCCACCCUCUCCCCCAACCCAAUCACUGGUGAUUCACAACUGUCAAACAUGACAAAUUACCUUUGUUUUUUAUAGCAUUACUUUUUUGGUCGAAAUGUAUUGCGCAUCCCUACAUAGCUUCACUAUAGUUUGUAUAUAGUGUACCUACUGUAGUUUACAUAGCCUAUUGUAUUCUUACUCUCUCCAACAGUGUGCUAUUCCAGCUUAUGUUUCCACGUUAGUAUAGUAUAUCAAUACUCACUCACUCUCACACACUCACUCGCUAAAACAACCACACACACAAACACACUCACUCGCUCACACACACACUCACACACACAUACAUACAUACACUCACUCUCACACACACUCUCACUCUCUCGUUCACACACGCGCACACACACACACACACACACACCCCUACCUUUCUAAAUAUAUAUAGUCUUUAUUUUGUACAGGGCAUAGUCUCUUAGCUCUAGAAAGCCUACUUUAUUAAUUUCACCCAGUAAAAUGAACUGUUGUUUCAACUAUA